GCCGGACAGCAGCACGGAGAACCAACACAGAGGGGAUGAUCUCUUUAUAUUUAUAAAUAAAAUCGACGUCAUAUCUCCACAGAAUGAAGUUUCCUUACUCGUAGAUUCGUGCGGAUAUGGUGAGGGGAAGGUGUCUCAUGCUGCAUUAGUGGAAUAGUGACAUGCUGGCCUGUCUGCCAGCAUCAGGUGACCCUACCAUUCGACUUCUCUCCCAUACGCAGAUGAACACUGGACUUCAGAAAUGGGAAACUACACAGAAGAUGAGAUCUGCCAGCUAUCCAACCCCAGCAGAGUUGGAUGCCUAUGCUAAGAAAGUUGCCAACAACCCUCUUACCAUUCAGAUUUUCCCCAACAGUGUCAAAGUACCUCAGAGGAAGCACAUUCGCCGCACAGUCAACGGGCUUGACACUUCUUCAUCCAGUCAGCGCCACAGUCCCUACCCCUCUCAGGUCAGCUCCAGUAGGGGCCUUCUGGCUGUCCUCCGCGCACCAGCCAAAGGUGUCAUCAAAGAUUUAGACGGUAGCCGCACCCGGCAGCUUCACAAAGCCGUCAUGAACCCUCACAGUGGGCCUUACGCCCCUCAAAGCACUUUAAAUCUCCCUCAGCCUGCUCCUCACCUGCCAGGCCCAUCUAACCCAGGGGCCCAGGCUGCCCAGAAGCAGGGCAUGAUGCACCCACAGGCUCUUCAGCAACAGCAAAGCUUGCCUCAUCCAAUGACUUUACAGCAGCCUCAAACUUUGCCUCACCCACAGGCUUUACAGCAAAGGAGCAUGGCUCACUCACAAGCUCUGCAGCGGCAGCAGAGCUUAACCCAGGCUCAGACUUCCCAGCAGCAAAGAUUGGCUCUCCCACAAGGCAUACAGAGGCAGCAGAGUCUGCCUCACACUCAGGCUCUACAGCAGCAGCAGAGCCAGACGUGUCCCCCAGUGGUACCACAGCAGCAUCUUUCUCAUCUGCAGAAACUCAAGCAUCAGACGGCCCCUCCGCAAGCUUUACUCUCACAGCAAGGAGUGACUCAGGACCUACGCCACAUGUCUGAUGGAGCUCAGCUAUCGAACCUGCAGCACACCCAGGGUCUAGUUAGCUCACAGCCCCUUCCCCAAGCUGUGGGUGCCGGACCUCCUACCAUACCUAAUAGCCUCCAGCAGCCCCCACCAGGGGCUUAUGGAUCCCGGAAGCUGCCUGACGCAGAUGCCCCACCAAAUGUCACUGUAUCUACCUCCACCAUCCCACUGUCCAUGGCAGCCAGCCUGCAUCAGAACAGGCCUGGCGACCUGAGCAGCAUUGUGCACCAAAUCAACCAGAUGUGCCAGGCACGGGCUGGCAUGGGCACCACCUCAGUCUGUGAGGGUCAGAUUGCAAAUCCCAGCCCCAUCAGCCGUAACCUGCUGAUCAACGCCAGCUCAAGGGUGUCCUCUCACCAUCCAGGUCUGGGCUCUGUGCCCAGCUGUCUCAUGGUGGGACCCUCAGACAAAGCUACAGCUCAGACUUCUAGUGCUGUUCUACAUCCACAGCCCACUACAGCUGCUACUAACAGUAUACCUGCCUUUCACACAGACCCAGAGAAGGUACACCUACAGCAGCAGCAGCAGCAGCUUCAGCAUCAUUUACAUCAACAGAAACAACAACAGCUACAGCAACACCAACAUCUACAACAACUACAGCAGCUGCAGCAGCAGCAGCGCUCCUGGGCCCAACAUCAGCUGGCCCACAUGCAGCAGCCCCCUGAGGGGGCCCAUCCAUGCAAGAACCCGAGGAUGGAGCCUCCGGCUGAGUGUUCUUUUCCCUCUGGAAACCUCAACUACCCCCACAAGCUACCAAACACAGCACAGUCCUUUUCUCUGAAACACCCGGCAGAAAAACCAAGACCAUCAUCGCCUAUUAACUGCCCAGUGGGUUCUAUGCCUUACAUUAAUGGCCACUACAUGCAGCCAUCAUGGGGCAACAUCCCAGCCACAGCAGGUAACAAUGGAUCCGGCCCUCAGGACCUCCCAGUGGCUUUCCAGGGAGGGCAAGCUGCUGCCACCACCGACCGCAUCCCAGGGGCAAAGUACCGGCCAGGAAAAGAAGGUCAUUCUGGCCAGUCCAAGUUGAUGCAGAAUGUGGAUUUUUUAGGAGGGGACUUCCAAAUGCCCAGCUUCCAGGAGCAGAGCAUGGAUGUGAUGCAGAAAAUGCACAGGUCAGCCAUGGGCCAAGUUCAGGACCCAAACAACGGUGGAGGUCUCCACAGUCAUCAUCCAGGCUACCGCUAAAGUGUGCACUUUCCCCCCUAUGGUGUGUUCUGAGUUCUUCUCAAUAGCUACGUUCAGCUACUGUGGUUUAUUCUUUAAGAUCUUGCAAGUGAUCAAUUCCAUUUUAAUGCUCCAGAGCUUGAUUUGUAGACCCUCUAGGUUGUGAUUUUUCAAAGUAUUCCUCAGGUCUUAAGCCAUGCCAUACCUUUGUUGCAGAUGAAGGGUUUUUAGAGAUUGUUCUCCAACAUCGAGUAGGAUUCCUGUGUUCAUCACUGGCAUGGAUGUGCUGCUCUUUCUUCAUGUGUAUAUGGUGUUUUAACAUAUUAAUUUGCAUCUUGCCAUGAUUGUCACAGUGCUUUUCAUAGGUUGACAUGGAACAACUCAACUUUAUUCAGCAUUUGUGGCCUUACAACUGCCCAAAGGCAACAUUUAGGAUGUCUUGUGUGAAGUCUUUUAUUCGCAUUUAUUUAUCCUCUUAACAGGUUUGUGAUCCAUUUAACUACGGUUACAUUAUAUGCAAUUAAUAAGACUGUUUAUACGGUUUAUGUCCCAAGAGCUCACUGUUAUAGUUGAGGUGUAUGUCUGUUAAAGAGCAGAGAUGAGAACUAAAACACUAUCAGAAAUACAACAUGGUUUCUGAAACUUCCCCCGUGACUGGUCCUGUUAGUUUGUGCAUCGUCUCGUGGGGGAAUAUUGGCUGCAGAAAUAGCUGGCGGUCACUGUUGUGCAGAAUUUUAGUGAAAUUGAAAAGCCAGCGCUCGCAAACACGGCAACAUUCUCAAUUUCUGCAUUUAUUUAACUUCUGAAGUAGUUUUUCUAGGUUUAGAAGGUCUAAAGUGCCCUGUUGUGUGUAUUAUUUAACAAUUGUUUUGAGGUAGUUUUUCUUUUAUUUCGUGUUUUUGUCUUAUUUCUCUAGAUGGUCCUACUUGAAUUGUAGAAAUGACUUUUUAAAUGUUAUGCCUAACAUUUGGCAAAAGGAGCAGAAACUCCCCUAUUUGUCUGUAGCUAAUGUGAAAGAGAACAGCAUCCCGUUUAUGUUCCAAUAAUGUUUGUGUUUUAGUAUGUGAAAGCAAAUUGAUCACUUGCAAGCAUGCAAGUACUUCAAAUAAUGCAAGCUGGGAACACGCUUCAUUUCCCCUCUGACACAUUUCCUCACCACUUUACUACUGUAAUACAAGUGAACUGAUGUGACGUGGACAAUAUCUGUGUGGCUUGUGGUGGGCUUUCCGUCUACAAAUCACCAGCCCUGUGUUGUAUUUCUGCUACCUAUAAAGAUAAAAGUGGGAAUGCAGGUUGUGUGUUGUAAGAUGUGUCUAGCAUGAAGCUCUGGACCCGUUUCCUCCUCGAGUCUUUUCGGGUUGAUGUUGUCUGGACAUACGUUGUUCUACAUCUUCAAUCCUUCUGGGAAAAAAAGCCUUAAAUGUCACAGAAAUAUUCUACAUGAUACUAAGCCUAUCUGACAUUCUUUAGCAGGAUUUGUAGUAUGUACGGCUUCAUUGUGUUAUUCUUUUUUUGUUUGGUUCAUUUGAAGCAGGCUCUACAUCUGUGCUGUCAGAUCAUUGGGUGAUCUUGGCGUGUCGAGUUGGAGGGGUUAAAGCAAUGUUGCCUUAAAUAUUAAGGUAAUAAUGCUUGCCAUGGUGUUAAAAAUUACCCACCUUACUGUCCAAACUGUUGCCUAUCUAUCAAGGAUUUCAGAUGAUUUUAAGAGUAAAAUAUGAAUAGUAUUUAGCAGAUUAAAUAGGUGUGUAGAACAGGGCUGAAGCAGUUAUUUUAAAGUCUUUGGACUGUGUUUUAGUUGUUAUACUUAUUAAAUAUUCCUAUAUAGUUUAAUUUAUUGUUAUUUUGUUUUUGGACCACUGCAUCCUGAAGCCAUAGGUGUUUUCACAUUAGGUGCCAUAGGUGACGCAGAUAGCGUAAACUGAACAGUCUGCACUCAGAGGCAAAUAAGAGUUUUGCAACCGCGCUUUAAUCUGAUGUCUUUCACAUUGCUCUGUGUUUUUCCUUCUUUGGAGUUUUUCUAAGAAUCAAGUUCAUGAGAAAAGGGAGAAAAAGAGGCAACAUGAGGCAUCAUCUUUAGAGGAAAAACAGCAAAGAUUUAAGCGGUAGCCUUUCUGGAUUUUGGUCUUCAUUCUUCUUGAUGGCAGUUUUGGUUUUUGUUGGGUUUUUUUUGUUUUUUGUUUUUUUUCCUGGCUCUCAUUUUUGAUGUGCCUGCCCCUUAAAGCUGCUAUUGACUUCAAUCUUAACACACACUAGUAUGAUUUGUGUGUGGAUGUGUAUGAAUAGUUAUGAUGUAUGGGCUGUAUCAGUGAAAAUGAGUCCCUCUUUAGGGGAUGGGUGCAGGAUGAAAAAGCCACCGCUCAAAUGCUGGGAAAUGAGGAUGUUUCUUGUAAAGCAGUGGUUCUCAACUGGUGGGAGCUAAACGUAUACCUGUACUCAAAGCAAUGUUAGAAAGUCUGUGGUGUACUGAAGCCCUGAGCAGACAUCCACCUAUAUACCUUAGUUUAUUCCAUUUUGCUGUGUAGAGUUGAUACCAUUGUUAAAUCAGUACUUUUUAUCCGUUGAAAAAGUCGGCUGGAGAAUGAAAAGCUGUCUGGGUAUCAUAACUGAUUCACAGAAAUAUCUGUGUAAGAUGCCAGUCCCACAUGGGAGAAGAAAAGGAAAUCGGUGUAACUUAACACAUGAAUCACACAAAUUCAAUGAUGUAUUUCUUGUCUUUUAUUUGGGAUUGCAUUAGCGUGGCAGGGUAUUGAGAUGAAGCAUCCACAUCUCUGUUGUAUUCCGCCAAGUCAGUAUCACAUGUGUUACCAGUACCAUGUCAGCACCGUAUUUCAACACUCAUCCUUAUUGCUAUAAUAAGCACAUUUUGGUUGUUCUCUUGAGAUCUUCUUCAUCUCAUUAUUUUUGGAUAACUAAUCUGGCUUUCCAAUGGCAAUGUCUAAAUUUCUUGAUCUCUUCAGAAAACAACCAAAAUAUACAUGCUAUCAUGGGAGUAAAAAAAAAAAACUAAGGCAUGCAUGUCCUCCCAGAGCUUCUGUAAUGAUGUGCUUUGUAAAUAGAGGUGCACAUCAAAAUAUGGCACCGGUUCCAACACAUCUGAUAUUGAACCAAAUUACAACACAGAUAUAAAUAUUUGAUUUCCAUCCCUCACCACCCCUUGGUAGCCCAAAUGAAAGGCAAGAAAUGGAUUGUGGAGUUUGUGUGAUUUAUGUGAUCUGAGUGUAAUGUCUUUAAAUUGUUUUACCUAAAUGUCUGCCUGCUUUUUGCUACCGAGGAAAUAAUCACAUUGACUGGCACAUUUACUUUUUUUUUUUUUAAUCUCUGAUGCAACGCCAGUAUAGGAAUUCUGCUUUUACACUGGUUUCCUUUUCUUAUCCCAUGUUCCACUGGCGUAUUUUAAAGAUUUGCCUACAAAACAAUUACGAUACCCAAACAGCUGCUAUUCAAACGCCGACUUUAAACGCUUUUCUUUUCUCUGAAUCUAUCGAUUCAGGUACAAUUUAGGCACUAUCACCAUAUAAAAAGCAUAAAUUCAGCAGCCGUAACAGAAAAAACCCUAACAAUACCCAACCUUAUUUGUAGAUCUUGUUUUCUUCCACCUUAAACCCAAACUGCAACAUUGUUCUUUAAAGACGAUUUUCUGGGGGCUUUUUUUCCUUUAUUGGACAGGACAGCUAAUAAGAGAGGAAAUAUGGGGAGAGAGAGUGAGGGAAGAUGUACACCAACAGUGCCAGGAUUGAGCUUCAGUUCUGGGACCAGUGUGUUAAGGACUGAAUAGAUGCCCUGCUCUACCAACUAGCACACCAAACUACUACAUUGUUCAUUAAAUGGUUUUGAUUGAAGUUUCCAGAAAUUCUGGUGGCAAUUUCUCUUUAAGGGCAGAAGGGUGGUUCAGUGGAUAGCACUGUUACCUCACUGCAAGAAUGUUCCCUAUCAAAGACAGCCUUUAUUUCUUUUUUUUUUCUUUUAUAUGCUUUUAUUUAGAGAGGACAGUGGAUAAAGUCAGAAACACGGAUGAGAGAGUGGAGUAGAGACACGUGAGGAGUCAUGGGUAGGACUUGAAUCUGGGCUGCCCGCAAAUAUGGGUUGCCAGUUGCGACCUAACCACAUGGCCAUCUCCCCAGAGAGAGAGAGCCUUUCUGUGUGGAAUCUGCAUGUUCUUGCUGUGUAUGCAUGGGUUUUCUCUAGGUACUCUGGCUUCCUCCCACCACCUUCCUCAUUAGGCUGAUUGGUGAUGCUAAAUUGCCUGUGAGCGUGGGCCUGACUGCUUAUUUGCAUGUUAGCUCUGCGAUUGACAGGUGGCCAGUCCAGCAUGUAACCCCAUCAGCUGGGAUUCCAGCCUCCUGCUACCUUGAACAGGAGAAGCAGUGUAGCUAAUAGUUGGAUUUAUUUAGAUUCAGACCAGUUGAGAACCACUGCAUAGAUUAUUAGAUUAAAUACACAAGAGUUGACCAGCUUUCACGGUGGCAGUGAUUUUCAGGGGUCUGACCUACAGUGGCCUAAAGACGAACACUUUCAAGGCCUGUUUUGGUUCCUUAAUUUCAGAAAUGAACACUAAACAAUUUGAGAGACCUGCCCCAUUUAUUUUGAACUGCCUCGUUACAGCCCGACAUAGUCAGGUUCUACAGUUUCAUAUGAAGUGCCUCCACUGGGCUUAGUUUGGAGAAGUGUGUGAGCGGAUGCUUGCGUGCGUGUAUGUUAAGCUUGGGUACUUGCACACAGGUGUGCACACUAACAAAUGUGCACAAAGUUAAUCUAUGAUGGGGGACCAAGCUACUUAGUGUAACUACUGAUACUGUGUCAUGGACUGAAGUCCUGAAGUGUGCCACGAUUCCUAGACGCUGUCGGGAUGUGUGAACUGUUUGCUGCUGACUCACUGACCAAAGUGACCAAGCGUCCCUCUCUGUAACCACCCCAGCCAAAAGCCUCUGCAAGCUUGCUUUGGGAACUUAAGGUGUCCUGACAGUAAUAAGCAACAACCUGGAGACAUAAAGGAGAGCUGCAUUUGGACGGUCAAAGAAAACCUUGUGAAGUUGAAGUGUUAAGAUGUGAACAGAGAAUUAAAAAUCUAGAGUGAAUUGUUUCUACCUGCAUGGUUAACCCACAGCAUAACUUCUGUGGUUUCAUUUCACAGUAUUAUCAUGCAGAAAGUCACAACACACUGUAAGAAUCGAAUCUACUAAAGCACAUUGUAGCUCACCAUGUCAGCUGACUGAGAUGGCAAUAUUUACUGAGUGCAGGUAUGAAACAAUUCUCUCUAUAUUUAUUUUUACUCCUGAUUAAUAUGAUUAUCUUUGAUUAUUAAAGAUAUUUCAUGUUGUGAACGGUGGUGGAGGGGGGCUUACUUUUUCUACUUUGUGAAAUGUGAUAUUCCAGUUUUGCCUAACCUUCAGGAAUAAAAUGUCUUGCACAAACAUUCCCCCUAACCAAAAUAAAGU
Molecule: messenger RNA, 7666 nt
Organism: Cheilinus undulatus (humphead wrasse)
Lineage: Eukaryota; Metazoa; Chordata; Actinopteri; Labriformes; Labridae
Product: protein FAM222B-like
Exons: 3
Coding region: 162-2252 (696 amino acids)
Source: RefSeq, a predicted model, not a curated record